Maylandia zebra (zebra mbuna) is the source of this 4265-nucleotide messenger RNA. RefSeq lists its product as uncharacterized. Gene Ontology annotation, cellular component: membrane. Gene Ontology annotation, biological process: adaptive immune response. Lineage: Eukaryota; Metazoa; Chordata; Actinopteri; Cichliformes; Cichlidae. Gene Ontology annotation, molecular function: signaling receptor activity. The record is from RefSeq and is a predicted model, not a curated record.
AUCUAGUUUUGAAGUCCAUUUAAGAGUCCUGCCAUCUAUAAUCUCAUAAUUCUCUCCAGAUCUUAUUUACUGCUUUGUGGUAGUGGACCAGAUGUCUGGGAUUCAGUACCUGGCUUACUCGUGGGCUUUUGUCAUCACACAGACUGGUUUUGUUUGCAGUGAGAUUCACUUCUUGAAGCAGUAUGAGGGUGAAUCCGUUGUUCUUCCCUGUGAGAUUGAACAGAGGUACCCAGCGCCCCUGGGAGUCUCACUCAAACGAUCCUGGCUGGUUGAAGAAGAAGUGCUGUUCAAGUACACCAAGGAAGACUUUACAGUUAAAAAUUCUGCUGACAAAAGCCGCAUUCGCGUCAGGGGAGACCCGAGCCUUCAUUCUGUGAAUAUCACCAUCUCUCAGCUGAACGCCAGCGACACAGAUCGCUACUACUGCGAGUUUGUCGUGGAAAAUCUUUCCUCUGCAGAUGACCGCAUACGUGGAAAGAUGGAAUUCUUCCUCCUUGUUGGUGCUGGAUGCUUUGACCUUGUGCCUACAGGUGCUCAGUUUGGUGGCUCCAGUUACUCCUUUCUGGUGUACGCUUUGUCAUCAGCUGUGGUUUUUCUCCUUCUGCUCUUCACUGGAUUUGUGGUGAUUUCUAAAUGCAAAGGAUCUCAGAGUAUGAAGUCACAUGAAGCCGAUGUCUACGAGGAAAUGGGUAGGGCAACACCUCCCAGUCAAACACAAGCACCUGCCCAUCAGAGGGAAAUAACAGAAGCUUCCCAACAAAGUAAACUUCACCUGGGGAACCCCUAUGAAUUUCAAGAGGUGCUCUCAUCAACAUCAUAAACUAGAGUGUCCAAAAACACUAAACUCCAGUUAGUGUGCAGAAUUCUUAUAUCUUUUAAAUCUCCUGCAUAUUGCUAGACAGCUUGCAUUCUGACAUUUUUUUUAACCUUAUUAUAAAAUAACUUUGGCUGCUUUUGCUGUGAUCAUAGUGAUUAAAUGCUCUGUACAUUACUGAAUUUUAUUCUGCACUCCGUUACAUAUCCCAGUAUACAUAUCCUUUCCAGUUACUUAGCAGUUGUCUCAGAUUGGAGUAGAUAGUGGUAAGUUGAUCCGUUUUAGCAGACAAAGAGCCAAAUAAUCUGUCAAAGGGCUUCGUUCUGGUGUGCGGUGACUCAACUUAGCAGAAAGCCUGAGUUGACAAAGGAAGUAGAUAAUCAGUGUUGCAAUACUCGUUAUCUCUAACUGAGGUUUUUAGGUUUUGUGAAGACAGACAACACAAAGAUAUACUGAACUUAUCUUGUAGUACAUUCAGUCACCUUUUUACACGUUAAACUGAACAUUUGGGUUAUAUAACAGGAAGAAGGAAUGAAGAAUGCAUGGUUACAUUGUAACACUGGUUCUUUGAGUAAGUACACUAGCCAGUAUAGGUGGAAGUAAGCGGCUACAUAUGGAAUGUGAGUGAGUCUCUUCACUCAGAGAACCAGCAUUACAAUGUAACCAUGCAAUAAUACAAUGUAACAUUUUGAAGGAAACCAGUAAGAAAAUGUUAAUGGAAAAUAAUCAGACGUGAAUUGAAUCUGGCGGGGUUUCAUCUAAAAUGAACACCACACCUAGCCCUGCACCAGUCCAGCACAGAGGGCUGCAAACAUCACCACAACACAGAAAACUAAGCAGUUUAUCCUAAAGCAAAAUGAACAGCACAAAAUUAUAUUUCAGCUAGCUCUGAAAAAAAGAUAGAAAUCUGUACUUGUUGCAGGGAGAAAUGGGAGAAAUGUUUCAUCACUCAUCCAACUGAUUUCUUCAGUCUCAGUUGACCGCAGGUUUCCCAGCUUUAUAAACCGAGCAGUUGCAUAACAUUCAAAACUAGCAUCAUUGCCUAACAAUAAGCCAUUUUUGCUUUUAUUAAUUUGAAACCGUCAUGACCGUUAGUGUUGUCAUCAAUAUAGUUAAAUAUAAUAAAUAUAGUUCAUGCAAACAGUCAUGGCAAAUUACCUGUUAACAAUGAGAAACUGUUGUGGCUCAAUUUUUGGCAGUUGUGCUGAUUUUGAUUGUUUUGCAACUUCAUCUACACAACUGUACUGUUUAUAGGAUUGAGGACACUUGCGAUGAAAGGAAAUUCUAACACGAAUCAGAAAUUUUACCGUCGUUGGGACAAGGUCGGUGAAUACUCACUUCUCACCAAUUGUGUCAUGUGUUAAUAUGUCAUUUUUUUUACAUGCUGCAUCGUACUGUUUUCUAAAUGUGUUUAUUUGCUGUGGUUUACUGUAGCUACCACUGUUUCACUUACUAUCCCAGAUUUGUUUGUGUGAGCAUUGUGUUGCAGUUUGCAUUAAAGUCAUUUUAAAGCAAAUGCAGUCUCAGUUUUUUUUUUUACUAUGUUGCAGGUUUAAAUGUUGUUUAUUCCUUUGAUCAUACAUUUGUUCUGAGACUCCAAAGCCUGAUUUCUUUUUUUAAUAGCAGUUGGGCUAAAUCAGGUGGCGGUGGGCUUUUUUCUUUUGUUUUAUCACUUAAAAAAUACAUUGCUAUGAACAUUUGUCUCUGUAUGGUGCUAUUAAGUUACGUAGCAGUCAUCAGUUAGUGAGUGUCAUUUAAUUGUAGGUUUACUGGCUUUAGCUACUGGCACCAGCUAAACUAACUGUGUGUGUACAGACAGCCCUAUAAAGACACAGUCAGUGGUUUCCUCAGAUCAGGAGAAGUGAAGUGAGGCUGUAGUGCCCAGAAUGUGUUUGUUUCCAGUUACAAUGAGUUAUUUUGGUCUAAGUUUCACUUCAUGUACAACGCUCACCUCUGGGAGGUGAGUCUGUCUAACCCAUCACACUCCGUGAAGUCGUACAUAAAUUAAAUGUUCUGAAGGAUUUUACAUCACUUUGACUUUCAGUCAAGAACUGAACCAAAUUAUUAACUAAGAAAAGAAUAUUCAAUUCAAGUUUAUUUAUAUGGUGUCAAACCACAACAACAGUUAUCUCAAAGUGUUUUAUAAUGCAAGGCAAAGACGGGCUGGUUCUUGUAUAGUGCCUUAAACAACAACAGCCUCAUUCACUUAUUCAUACAAGUAUGUUUUGUCUGCACCUAAGUUCUAACAUUUUCAGACAUCCAUACUCCAAUGAAUGUAUCAGAGAGCGAACAGACAACCACCAAAGCUCCAAUUAGUAGAUGACCUGCUCUACCUCGUAAGCUACAGCCAACUCUGCAGUUUUAAGAUUAUUGGUAAAAUAAAUAAAUACAUAAUAAUAAUAAAAUAAAAAUAAUUAAACAAAAUCUUAAAGAUACAGUAAUUUUUGAGAUUAUGUAAUAGAAAAAAAAUGAUGUACUCAUAACUAUACAAUGAUUAGUGUGUGAUUAUGUGCUACAACAAAUUGAUGUGCUCAUAAACUAAAAAAAAAGAAUCCAUUUAAAAUACACAGGAAAGAGCGCCGGUCUGUGGAAGCUGCUAUGUUGUCCUGCUAUUUUAAAUACAGCAGCUGAGACGGACACGUUUUGCCUGAUCUUGUUUUACGUAUCUAGCAAGAGAUCGACCACUUACAGACCUAUUGUACACCUUAUAAGUUUUUUUUUGUUUCUUGGGGGGGGGGGGGGGGAUUAAACUGCUUUCAAACUAUGUAUGAUCAUUUAAGAAUUGUACAUGCUUAUUUUCAUCCUCAUCAUCAGAGCUGUAACACAUCAAAAGAUGCCUAAACAUUAUUAUUACUUACUUUGAGACAUGCCACCCUUCCACCUCUGGACAGCUGACAAGUGGGCUAGACAAUAACUUAAAACAGCUGGUUUUAAGUUAUUGUUAUCGGUGCUACAUAAAUAAAAUUGAAUUUAACUGAACUGAAUGGAAUGUCCAAUGUUAGAUCCACUUCAAAGAAAGUUUCACUAAUAUCAGCCAACAGCAGCGCUUACUAACAAACGUUCAGGAUACCAUCAAAAGCAGAAGUGAGCUUCUGCGACUUGUAUUAGUUUUCACGCAUUUCACCUGGCAUUGCCAGCUGAGGUAAACAGCCGACUAACAGCCUGCAUUUACAACAGAUAAACUACCAAAACUACCACAGUGUGUUUUUCCCUACAGCAGCCACUGUAACUAGGAUUAUGCAAUUAAAUUGGAAGGGGUAAGAAACCAGAAUUCAGUUGGCUGCAAUUGAAAGGUGCUGAGAUUUUACACAUUGUACCUUCAACAUAGCUCUUGGCUGUUACUUUGGAGCAUUAUAAAAAUGUUCACCAGACCUUAAAAUCUGCACGUAUGGAAUCACAAGUAAAAUAUGCUAAAAACAGCUUUAAAAGUUUGAUUUUAGUUGCCCCCCAA